This is a messenger RNA of Pyrus x bretschneideri (Chinese white pear), 622 nucleotides long. Its product is annotated as 50S ribosomal protein L28, chloroplastic. Gene Ontology annotation, biological process: translation. The record is from RefSeq and is a predicted model, not a curated record. The transcript has 2 exons. Gene Ontology annotation, molecular function: structural constituent of ribosome. NCBI's taxonomy places the organism in Eukaryota, Viridiplantae, Streptophyta, Magnoliopsida, Rosales, Rosaceae. Gene Ontology annotation, cellular component: ribosome. Bases 74 to 538 code for a protein of 154 amino acids.
CCACUGCAAAAUCCGCUUUCAGAAAAUACAGAUAACGAGCACCCAGAGCUCCUGUUCACUGAGCAGAGCAGCAAUGGCAGCAGCAUCGGCAACAGCCGCCGUGUUCUUCGGCACCACCCGAACUCCAUGCUUCCACAGGGCCGACGCUUCCAAGUUGUUCCUGCAGCCUUUCAAGGCGGAGGCAGUUUCCGACGUCGGGUUCGUUACCAGUCAGCUGAGCGGCGUCAGAAUCUCCUACGACAUGUCGUCUCAGCUGCCAAGUAUCUCCACUCCUUCCCUCCCCGCCCUUCAGCCCAUCGUUGCCCGUAGAAUUUGUCCUUUCACUGGGAAGAAAGCAAACAGGGCAAACAAGAUUUCCUUCUCAGCCCACAAGACCAAGAAGUUGCAGUUUGUGAACCUUCAGUACAAGAGGGUUUGGUGGGAAGCUGGGAAGCGCUUUCUCAAACUCCGCUUGUCAACCAAAGCAUUGAAGACCAUAGAGAAGAAUGGGAUUGAUGUUGUUGCCAAGAAGGCCGGGAUUGAUCUUCGCAAGUUAUGAUCCUUGCUUUUAUUGUUUUUCCACACUUUUUCUGUUGUAAGGCAUGACUGAUCGCUAAUCAAACUACUUUUUGUUUCUAUACCA